Salvelinus fontinalis (brook trout) is the source of this 2893-nucleotide messenger RNA. RefSeq names its product kelch-like family member 6 (gene klhl6). Bases 843 to 2681 code for a protein of 612 amino acids. Gene Ontology annotation, molecular function: protein binding. The transcript has 8 exons. Lineage: Eukaryota; Metazoa; Chordata; Actinopteri; Salmoniformes; Salmonidae. The record is from RefSeq and is a predicted model, not a curated record.
CCUAUAUCAAUCCAUUACAGCCCCAUUGUAAACAAAUCUCAGUAUUAUUAUUACACCUGUGUAUCAGCAUGAAAUGAUCCAAAACUGUUAUCACAUCAACAUUGAUCUGACAAUGCCAUCUAGUGGAAAAAGGGAAAACACAUUGUGAGAAAAGGGUAUGAUGAUACGACAUACUACUAUGCUACUAUAGUUUAGUGAGCUUGGGCUGCAUGGCUCAGUAGUGCAACUGUGUGGACUUGAACUAUUACUGCAGCUGCUACUAUUCAGACUGCCUCAAUGCUGAAUGAGACAAUAACUUACUUGUUCACAAGGAUCAUGAAAUGGAAGAUAGGCCCUGCACAGAUUAUUACAUCUAUAAUGAAACAGUAAAACCACAGGGGGAAUAUGGCAAAUAUACCACAGCCAAGGGUACAACACAAAGCAGAGUACGUGCAUGUGUGUGUGCGUGUAUGUGUGUGCGUUUGUGUGUGCUAGGUAGAGUACGAGAGUUUAGAGUUGUCCAACUGCCAGUUCUAGGGAUUGACAUUUGAGGAAGGGAUCUAGAACAGGAACGAUGUUUCAUCAUGUACCACAUAACAUCCACCAAUCACAAAGCACCAGCACCAGGAACGGGAAGUAUUACAGAGGACCUGACAGGAAGAGAUGAUAAACACACUCACACACACAUACGCCCACACACUGUUAAGUUCUGUGCUGUGGUGAAUGUGCGUUCAAGAGCUGGUGUGUAUUGUCUCCACUCUCUGGGAAAAGUAUGCAAAGUUGUGUGUUGAGUGUGUCCCGCAGUAUGUGUGUGUCUGCAGGAGUUUGUGUUGUGUGUUGUUAAUGGGGCUCUCAUUGUGAGGAUGAGUGACUCGUUGGAGAGGACCACCGACACCCCUCUGCCUGGGCCCUCAGAGAAAACCCCCAGAGAGGGCUCUGACCCUGGGAAAGAGGGUGAAGGGGGUGAUGGAAGUGGGAUGCGUUGGGAAGAUGGAGGCCUGUCUGUGGAGCUUCAGAAGGGGAUGGAGACGCUUCGUGUGAGUGGAGAGCUGACCGACGUGACUCUGCGAGUUCAGGAACAGGACUUCCCCUGCCACAGAGCUGUGCUCGCCGCCGCCAGCCACUACUAUAGGGCGAUGUUCUGCAGUGGUCUGAGAGAGAGUCAUGAGAAGCAGGUGGAGAUUAAAGGGGUGGACAGUGAGACCAUGAAGACUCUACUGGACUACACCUAUACCAGCCGAGCCACCAUCACACACACCAACGUCCAGAGAACACUGGAGGCUGCCAGCCUGUUCCAGUUUCCUCGUGUAGUGGAGGCCUGUGCAGGGUUCCUGGCUGACUCUCUCCAGCCAGAGAGCUGUGUAGGUGUGCUGCGUCUGGCUGAGGCCCACUCAUUGCCUGCGCUGAGAGACAGGGUCCAGGACUACCUGGUUUCAGAGUUCUCCAGAGUGGUUCAGCAUGAGGAGUACCUGGAGCUGUCAGCGGGGGCGCUGCAGAAUGCUCUGAAGAGAGACGACCUGGGAGUGACACGGGAGGAAAGUGUGUUUGAGGCUCUGAUGCGCUGGGUGCGAGCGAAGGAGGAGGAGCGAUGCCUCCUACUAGCUGGUCUUCUGUCAUAUGUGCGGCUGCCACUGCUGGAGCCGGCUUACUUCCUGGAAACGGUGGAGGCCGACCAGCUGAUUCGCCGCUGUGACGAGGCCUUCACCCUGCUGCAGGAGGCUCGCACCUACCACCUGUCAGGCAACGAGGUGGUCACGGAGCGUACCAAGCCCCGUUUACAGCACUACCUAUCUGAGGUGUUCAUGAUCAUUGGUGGCUGCACCAAAGAGGAGCGCUUCGUUGCCACGGUGACCUGCCUUGACCCUCUGCGCCGCAGCCGGCUGGAAGUCGCCAAGCUGCCAAUCACAGAGAUGGAGGAGGAGUCCCACAACAGGAAGUGGGUGGAGUUUGCUUGUGUCACCUUCCGGAAUGAGGUGUUCAUAUCCGGAGGAAAAGAGACACAGCACGAGGCGUGGAAGUACAACGGUGCCCUGGACAGGUGGAUCCCCAUUGAGCCCCUGGUGACUGGGCGCUGGAGACACAAGAUGGCGGUUCACGGGGGGAAGGUGUAUGCCCUGGGGGGGUUCGAUGGGACUCAGAGACUCACCAGCGUGGAAGCCUACGACACAUUUCACAACCGCUGGACACAGGCCCCGCCCCUCCUGUUGGGCGUCAGCUCAUUCGCUGCAGCAAGCUUCAAUAAGUGGAUCUUUGCGAUCGGGGGAGGGCCCAACGGGAAGCUGGCCACUGAUAGGCUGCAGUGCUGGGAGCCAGGGACUGAGAGCUGGGGCCUGCGGUCGCCCAUGCCCAUCGAGGCCAAAUGUACUAACGCUGUCACCUUCAGGGAAUGCAUCUAUGUAGUUGGUGGUGCCAUGCAUGCUCUGUACUGCUACUCCCCCCAGUCAGACAGCUGGUCUAUGGUGACCCGGCUGGGCGAGAGGGCAAGCUGCGCCAUCGCAGCCUGUAACAACAAACUAUUCAUCACUGGUGGCCGUGACGACAAGAACCAGGUCAUCUCCACGGUGAUGUGCUGGGACCCAGUCACAACCACAAUGACAGAGGAAUGUGUGUUACCGCUUGGUGUCUCUCACCACGGAAGCGUCACACUCCACAAGUCCUACACGCACAUACACAGGAUAGCACCUGCGACCGUGUCGGUGUGACAGAGAGCUGGGACUAUGUGUGUGAGAAUGAAUGUGUGGAGAAAAACAAAGGUGGAUGAGGAGCAUGGACUGUGUGUGGGUGUCGGCUUUUUUACUUAUUGUAAGUUGUCUGUAAAAUAACUAAAUGUAAUGCUGAGUUUAGUCUCAUAACAUUUUUUGAAAGUGUAAUGUCACAUUCAAACCGGUACCACUAAAUAAAUCUAAAAAUGACA